Ostrinia nubilalis (European corn borer) is the source of this 3343-nucleotide messenger RNA. Its product is annotated as sodium-independent sulfate anion transporter-like. Gene Ontology annotation, biological process: transmembrane transport. Bases 270 to 2132 code for a protein of 620 amino acids. NCBI's taxonomy places the organism in Eukaryota, Metazoa, Arthropoda, Insecta, Lepidoptera, Crambidae. Gene Ontology annotation, molecular function: sulfate transmembrane transporter activity. The transcript has 12 exons. The record is from RefSeq and is a predicted model, not a curated record. Gene Ontology annotation, cellular component: plasma membrane.
GCUGUCCCACGCGCAGGUUAAAAAGUUUGCGGCGCAUGCGCUGUGGCUGUCACAAAACCGCGGGAAAGUUUGACAGUUCGUGAGAAAACUUGUGUGGUGUUUUGUGAAUACGUAAACAGUUUUCAUUCAUAGAUUCAAUAAUUAAUGUGUGAUCUAGUUGUAGAAAUGUUUUGUAAACCACGUUUUGCUGACAAAUCAUUUUCUGGUUAAUUUAACCGGCUGCAUUUUAUUGGAUUAUUUCGAGAUAUAUUAUUAGAAAAGGCAAAAAAAUGAUGAAGCUCAUCGACCCAAAACGGUUUCUGGCCAGCGUGUUCCCCAUACUGCAGUGGUCGAGGAGUUACGACGUGCGAAACGGCGUCGGAGACCUAAUAGCCGGCAUUACUGUGGCGCUGACGCUCAUUCCACAGUCCAUCGCCUACGCUUCGCUGGCUGGUUUUGAACCGCAGUAUGGCUUAUACGCGUCGCUCCUCGGAGGCUUCAUAUACGCUGUAAUGGGUACAUGCCCCCAAAUCAAUAUUGGGCCAACUGCGCUGCUGUCCCUGCUGACCUUCACGUAUACCAGCGGGACGAAUCCGGACUUCGCCAUCUUGCUGUGCUUUAUCAGCGGCAUUGUACAGCUGGCUGCUGGCAUCGCGCAAUGCGGUUUCCUAGUAGAAUUUGUGUCACUGCCAGUAGUGUCUGGGUUUACCUCAGCAGCAGCUGUCACCAUCGCGUCAUCCCAGCUGAAGGGUCUACUUGGCUUGAAGUUCCCAUCGGAGUCUUUCAUUGAUACCUGGGCUGGCGUGUUCAAAAACAUCGGCCAGUGUAGACUGCCAGAUACGCUGCUCAGCUUGGCCUGUUGUAUCGUGCUGUUUGGGAUGAAGGCGAUGAAAGAUAUUCGGCUGAAGGGCGUUGAAGAGGAGAAAGGUCGGCGCAGUUCUGCGAUCCUUCAGAAGUGCUUCUGGUUCGCUGGGGUGGCGAGGAAUGCAGUGGUGGUCGUCUUUGCGGCCGUGGUGGCGUACUGCGUGUACCAGGAUUCGCAAGAACCUUUGAUUCUCACUGGCAAUAUAACGCCGGGAUUACCCAAGCCGCAGCCGCCGCCGUUUUACACGAGCGUGGGAAACAUGACGUAUACGGCGGGGGAAAUGAUUUCCCACCUCGGCUCCGGGCUGUUGGUCGUCCCCAUCGUCGGCAUCAUAUCUAACGUGGCCAUUGCUAAGGCUUUUGCUCGCGGAAAAACUUUGGAUGCGACUCAAGAGAUCAUAGCACUUGGCGUGUGCAACGUGUUUGGGUCUUUCUUCCGCUCGUUCCCGACCAACGGCUCUUUUACACGAAGCGCCGUGAGCGACGCGUCCGGCGUAAGAACGCCUGCUGCGGGAUUCUACACUGGUAUCAUAGUGUUGCUGACAUUGGCGCUGCUGACGCCAUACUUCUUCUUCAUCCCGCGGGCUGCGCUUGCGGCUGUCAUCGUAUGCGCCGUGUUACACAUGGUUGACUUGGCCAUCAUCAAGAAACUUUGGGCUACGAGCAGAUUGGACCUUAUCCCGUUAUUUGGUACAUUCGUUUGCUGCUUAGCGCUGGGAAUCGAAGUGGGUCUCAUCUGUGGUGUACUCGUAGACGUUCUCCUACUAUUGUAUUACCACUCGCGACCACCUCUGGACGUGAAAUUUGUCGAUGACGGUGACCUACCACCCCACUACGCGAUUCACCCAGUAGGGGGUCUCCACUUCGCGGGUGCCGAAAACGUUCGAUCGAAGCUCGCCGCACUAAGGAACCCCAACAACAAAAUCAACAAGCCUUUAGAAACCCUAACAGUUGUGCCUACUAAUGACCUAGGGAUUAACCCUAGGUUCCCAGAGAAUGGAAACAACGGUGUCGUGGUCAGAUGUAGUACGAAGGCUUCGAAUGUGUUGGUGGUAUACUGCGAUGCUUUGUACAGAAUGGAUUAUACGUUCUUACAGAGCAUAAAAAUGCUAGUAUCGGAAUGGUCACGGAACGGUCGCGUGGUGUGGUGUAACGCUAAGCCUCUCGUCAAGACGCAGCUUGAUAGCGUACUUCAAGAGGUGGUCUACUGUAACAGCGAAGACCUGAAGAGGUUCCUUAGUGGUGUAGCUCUGGCCGACGAGGCUGCAAUCGGUGACACCCAUUUAUAGUUUAGCCUGAAUCUACAUCGAUUUUGCUAAAUGUUUUAAUUAUAAGAAUACAUUACGUUGGUUCGUGCGUUUCUGAAGAUAAUAUGUCGUCUACAGUACUGCUGGGCAAAGCCAUCCCCCAAGGAUUUUCAUAAAGACCGGUCCUGCGCUGCCCGCAUCCAGGGUACUUUCCGCAACCUUCACCAGAUCGUCGCACAUAGCUCGUAGAGCUGAAAAGUUCUCAAGUGGCGAUUACGGGCCGGAAGGCGUAGUAUGGCCAGACCACUUGGUGGACCGACGAUCUGGUGAAGAAUACGUAGUAUAAGUUAAUUCUAUAGCUUUUCAUGUAGCGAUAUAUUAGAAAAAGAUAUUCAAUAUCUUGUGUAGGUACGUCAUAAAUUAUACUCUAACAUUGUAUUUACCAAUGGAAAUGAAAGUUCUACCAAGACAAUAUCAACUGAUAAGUUUUAGAUUUUAUUUAGGUUAGAUAAACUUAGUCCGUCCUUUUAAAAUACCUCAAUGAGAUAGAUCCGAUGAUGUUCUAACACAUGAUGUGUGGAAACGAUGUAAGAUAUUUUUGAACUUCCAAUUUAGCUUGGGUUUCUUAAUAGUAACAAAAGUAAUUAAUUAUAGUAUCACAGGUAUCGAACCUAUAAUAACACGUAUUGGGGGAAUAUACCCACUUAGAAGUUCUUGUUUUUCUUACAUCGUUUCGUCUGACAACUUGAAUAGUAUAGGUUUAAGCCGGGUCCAGACGGGUGUAACGCGUAAUGGAAUGUAUCGUGUAAUGUAAUAGAAAUAGUAUGGGGGGGCAGCACUUUACAUGUAAUGUUCGUAGUGCCGUCCACCCGCAGAAUUCGUGUUACAUCACACGUAAUCUUGCAUUACACAUUACACCCGUCUGGUCCGGCUUAACGUUAAAAGUAAAGUUGCUGAUUAAGAAAUAUCUUAUGACCCUAAAGAUUCAUAGUCAACUUUUUCUAUUAAAUUUGACUUGCAUUGCAUUAUUUAAUCAAAGAUUUAUCGUUAUGUGUGAUCCCUGUGACUGUUGUGAUAUUUUGUAUUCAAAUGCAUUCAUGUAAAUAGUGUGAUUUUAAAUAGCUAUAAGAGUUAGUAUUGUAUUAAUUGAUAUUCACAAAAAAAAAACAGUAAGUAAAUGAUUAAGUAAAAUAUUUUAAAAUUAAGCAUAAUAAAGAAAAAUGGUAAUAAAAUUUUAUUAAUAAGUCCCACAA